AAUAUUGACAUUUAAGUUCAAGAAUUCAAACAUUUAAUAUCGAAGUUUUUGAUACAAGGAAAUGAUACAGUUAUCUUAAUUUAGUAAAAUAUAUUAAUCAUGUUGCGUAUUUACAAAUGGCAUAGUGAGUUACGUGGGAUAGGCCGAUUCUUUUAUUCCCACAAACCGACAGCUCCAAAAAAAGAUAUCGGCCCAAGAAGAGUUUUCAAAGUCUAUCGUUUUGAAGGAAUCGCUAGUAGAAAGGAACCGACUAUCCAAUCAUACGACUUGGAUAUCAGUACUUGCGGUAAAAUGCUUUUGGAUGCAAUGAUUAAGAUCAAAGAUAUGGACCCAACCUUUUCUUUCCGUCGCUCGUGUAGAGAAGGUAUUUGUGGGUCUUGCGCUGUCAACUUACAAGGGCGGAACUGUCUCGCUUGCAUCACACUAAUUCCUGAAAGUAAAGUGAUUACCUUAUAUCCUAUACCACAUAUGUAUGUGAUGAGAGAUUUAAUAGUAGACAUGGCUCAUUUUUUUAAAGGAUAUAGUAGUAUUCGUCCGUACAUUAUUAGAAAAACUCAAGGACCUAUCGGACAGUUUCAGUACGCGCAGAGCAUAAGAGAUAAUUUAAAGAUGAUUGGUUUGUAUGAAUGCGUUUUAUGUUCUUGUUGCGCGACUGCUUGUCCCAGCUACUGGUGGAAUGGGAGAAGGUUUUUAGGACCAGCGUCUUUGUUACACGCUUACCGUUGGAUCAUAGAUUCAAGAGACGAAGACACUGAGAAAAGAAUUAAUGAUUUACGCGACGAUUUCAAAGCAUUUAGAUGUCACACUAUUAUGAACUGUUCGUUAGACUGUCCGAAGGGUUUGCAUCCAGCGCAGGCGAUAGCUAAGCUCAAACUAUUAAUUUCGGGAAUACAAAAGAAGGAAAACUCAGAUUUGGAUCCGUUGAAGUACGCAGCAGCUGGUGAUUGGACGCAGAAAUGUAAAAUUAAAUGAUUAUUGUAAUUUGAAAGUAUUGGUUUGUUUGAAAUUAAAUUAUCAGGUUUUAAUAAUA
Molecule: messenger RNA, 1030 nt
Organism: Papilio polytes (common Mormon)
Lineage: Eukaryota; Metazoa; Arthropoda; Insecta; Lepidoptera; Papilionidae
Product: succinate dehydrogenase [ubiquinone] iron-sulfur subunit-like
Exons: 1
Coding region: 100-972 (290 amino acids)
Biological process (GO): aerobic respiration; respiratory electron transport chain; tricarboxylic acid cycle
Molecular function (GO): 2 iron, 2 sulfur cluster binding; electron transfer activity
Source: RefSeq, a predicted model, not a curated record